Messenger RNA from Sodiomyces alkalinus F11, 234 nucleotides. RefSeq lists its product as hypothetical. The coding region runs from base 1 to 234 and encodes 77 amino acids. The record is from RefSeq and is a predicted model, not a curated record. Lineage: Eukaryota; Fungi; Ascomycota; Sordariomycetes; Glomerellales; Plectosphaerellaceae. The transcript is spliced from 3 exons.
AUGUCUUCUUCUUGUAUGCAGAUGGCGAAGAGGGUAAAGUACACCGACCUCACCGAGCGGAGCGUUCUCGGUGUUUCCUUGUUAUUCCCAGUUUCACCGAACUCAACUCCACGUCGGCUUGGUCUCCCGUCUAAACAACCCCCUUCCGUCCCGAAUCUUGCUCGUUCGGAUGAUCACAUGGCCGGGAACGAAGAACGGGAGAUUUCACGCCUGUCGUCAAUUCUUUGGUUCUAA